AUGGGCCCCAUAGACGACAUUCCAGAGGGCGUCGACCCGACGCUCUGGACCUACAAUCACAUCAACGAAGAGCAUCUCGCUGCGUUCGAGCAUGCACUGUCGCUCCAGGACACCGCACCGACCGAGGGCGACGCUUCACCCGCGAUACUAAAGUCGCCACCACUGACUCCCCACGACGCACCGGAAUGGUCCCAAGGGGUGGAGAAGCUGACGGCGACGUCGGACUUUGCGCCGAUCCAUUCGCGCGUGCGGAAGCGCCGAUCAGUCGGGCAACAGAGCCUCGGGCUCACAUACCACCUCAUCCGAUGGCCUCUUCUCAUGUUCUUUUUCCUCAUCAUCUGGCUCGAGUUCAGCGCCUACGUUCUCACCCGCCAAGUGGUGAAUGUGUUCGAGUGGCUGUUCGCGUGGCGCGGCAUCAAGCGCGUGCUCAAACGGCAGCUGCGCAAAUCUAAAUCGUAUGAGGAGUGGCGCAAGACGGCCAAGGAGCUCGACGACAACCUUGGCUUCGACGACUGGAAGGAGACAGACAAUGACGGGUACUUUGACGCGAGCCUUGUCCGGCGUGUCCGUGCGACGCUCUACAAACUCCGCGUCGCCAAGGACACAAGGGCCCUCAUGGACGCGUUAAGUAUCUGUGUCCGUCCGAACUUUGCCGGUACCGAGAGCGCACGGAUGUACUCGGAGACGUUCUACGGCACCAAGACGCUCGUUGAGGCGCACGUCAAGGAAGUGGCUGCCGGCCUCGACUUUGUCCGCACCUCGUCCAGCGUGACGCUUGAGGAGAAGCGCGCAUUCUUCCGCCGCCUCAACAAGAAUUACGGGACCUCAGCACUGUGCCUGAGUGGCGGCGCGUCGUUCGGGUACUACCACUUUGGCGUAGCGCGCGCCCUCCUCGACCACGGCCUGCUCCCGCGCAUCAUCACGGGAACGUCUGCUGGCGGCCUGAUCGCUGCCCUGGUGUGCACCUACACCGACUCGGAGCUCAAGCAGCUUAUUCGGCCCGAACUUGCGGACAAAAUCACCGCUCUCGAGGACCCGUUCUCCGUCUGGAUCCGCCGAUGGAUGCAGACGGGCGCCCGCUUCUCCGCCCUCGAGUGGGCGCGGAAGGCCAUGUACUUCACUCGCGGUUCUCUCACGUUCAAGGAGGCAUAUGAGCGCACUGGUCGUGCCCUCAACGUCUCAGUCGUGCCUGCUGACCGCCACUCGCCCACCAUCCUGCUCAACCAUCUCACAGCGCCAAAUUGCGUCAUCUGGUCCGCGAUUAUUGCCUCCGCUGCUGUACCAGGCAUCCUCAACCCCGUCGUGCUCAUGGCUAAGGACCGUGACGGCUCGGUGAGGCCGCACAACCUCGGCGGUUCGCGGUUCAAGGACGGGAGCCUGCGCGAGGAUAUCCCGCUUAGUUCCCUACACACACAGUUCAACUGCAACUUCUCAAUCGUCUCGCAGACAAAUCCCCACAUCCAUUUGUUCUUCUUCGCACCGCGUGGCGCCGUUGGGCGGCCUGUGGCGCACCGCAAGGGCCGCGGGUGGCGAGGCGGCUUCAUCCUCAGUGCGCUCGAGUCGUACAUCAAGCUUGAUCUCUCCAAACACUUCAAGGUCAUCCGCGACUUGGACCUUCUCCCGCAGCUCCUCCAGAGUGACUGGAGUGGUGUCUUCCUGCAGCGCUUUUUCGGCGACCUCAACCUCAUCCCCAAGAGCCGCCUCCUUGACUGGUUGCACAUCCUCGACGACCCGGACCGCAAGGGCCUGGAGCGCAUGAUUCUCGUCGGACAGCGUGCUACUUGGCCGACGGUCCACAUGGUGCACAACCGUGCCAAGAUCGAGAACGCGAUCUACCGCGGGCGCGCCGAGGUGCGCAUGGCUCUGGCACGUGAACGGCCAAGCGCGGCGCCAACGGGUACGAUGCCGAUCGAGUCGGACGCGGACACAGCAAUCGCACUUCGUGCGCGUCGUGCCGACGGGCAGGGGAGUGGGAGCGGCCGUCGGAGACGUCCCGACCGCCUGCAGAUCCCUCGCAACCUGAAUGUCACGGAUGUGCAGGCCGUCACCUCUUCGAACGAGCUCCUCCGCUCAAACACUGCGCCGUCGUUCGGCGACACGUUCCGCCAAAUGCGCAGCUCACCACUCGCCGCGUUCGGGCUCAAGAACCGUUCCCGGUCACGGCGCAGCCUCUCAGCCUGGCUCGGCGGAGGAUCCGAUUCGAGCCUUUCGGACGAUGAAGUCGACCUCGGCACUCCCGAGUGGCGCGCGGACGCCGCUGCGGCCGGGAAUGGCUUAAACGGCGACGACGUCUUUCUCGACUCGGGCGAGGUAAGCGCAGCCAUGCCCGACUCUGCAGCCGAUCCAUCGCAGGAUGGGAGCGCAUCGGAUCCAUAA
Molecule: messenger RNA, 2376 nt
Organism: Cutaneotrichosporon cavernicola
Lineage: Eukaryota; Fungi; Basidiomycota; Tremellomycetes; Trichosporonales; Trichosporonaceae
Exons: 6
Coding region: 1-2376 (791 amino acids)
Biological process (GO): lipid metabolic process
Molecular function (GO): triacylglycerol lipase activity
Source: RefSeq, a predicted model, not a curated record